Molecule: messenger RNA, 1149 nt
Organism: Scaptodrosophila lebanonensis
Lineage: Eukaryota; Metazoa; Arthropoda; Insecta; Diptera; Drosophilidae
Gene: Or71a
Product: putative odorant receptor 71a
Exons: 4
Coding region: 1-1149 (382 amino acids)
Biological process (GO): sensory perception of smell; detection of chemical stimulus involved in sensory perception of smell
Cellular component (GO): plasma membrane
Molecular function (GO): odorant binding; olfactory receptor activity
Source: RefSeq, a predicted model, not a curated record
AUGAGUUUCGAUAAUAUCCAAGCCUCUCGCAUUCUUCUGCGUAUACUCAGCGCCUGCGGCUUGUGGCCCGAGGACACCAUCUCCAGGCGGUGGUUCUCUGAAUAUUCACACUGCUAUCGCUAUGUUUUGCAUUUUCUGCUGACUUUCGUAUACACUUCUUUGAUGUGGGUCGAGGUGCUGCUGAGCACGGACUUCGCCCACACCAUUGACGUCUUGUUCAUCACUCUGACGGAGACGGCACUCUGUGUAAAGAUCUACAACAAUUGGCGAUAUGCCCACAAAGUUCAGGAACUGCUCACGGAGUGGAGCAGCAGCCAACAGUUUGAAUUGAGGUCGAGUGAUGAGUGCAAGAUGUGGCAACGGGAGCAGCGCAAAUUCGGACUUAUUAUCAAGGGAUAUAUUGGCUGUAGUGAGGGCGUGGUGCCGUGCCUCUUUUUAUCGGUGCUCGUCAAUUUUCCCAAUGAGUUGCCCGUAUGGAUAUGGACGCCGUUUGAUUGGCACCAACCACGAAUGUUCUGGCUAGUCUAUGCCUACACGCUUCUGAGUCUGUCGUUCACCUGCAUUUCGAAUAUUUCCCUGGAUAUGCUAAACUGUUAUAUGAUGCUGCAUUUGUCGCUAUGCCUUCGGUUGUUGGGUCUACGUUUGGAAAAACUUCAGCCCGCCGAUGAGCUCCAUUUGAGGGAGCAGUUUGUCGAGAAUGUGUCGCUGCAUAGGCGCAUUAAGAGCCAAGCCCAACUGGUAGAAAAUUAUAUCUCGAAUACUACCACUAUUCAAAUACUGCUGAGCUCUAUUAUUCUCUGUCUAAGCAUCUAUCGCAUGCAGCUUCUCAACAUUCUAGAAUAUCCUGGAAUUGUUGCUGCCAUGCUUCAAUAUUGUGUUUCAAUGACUCUGCAAAUUUAUGUGCCCAGUUUUUAUGGCAAUGAGAUCACCUACUAUUCGAACCAGCUAACCAAAGCUGCGUACUUUUCUCAAUGGCCACCUAUGUCCUCAAAAAUGCGACAUUUGAUUUGCGUUUUUAUGACCUAUUUGAAUCGUCCUUUGAAACUGCGAGCUGGCGGUUUCUUUGACAUCGGCUUGCCGCUCUUUACCAAGACAAUGAAUCAGGCGUACAGCCUGCUGGCCUUGCUGCUCAAUUUGAAUAACAACUAA